AUGACCAACACACUGCCAAUUGGUGACAUCCAAGUCCCUAUACCUGGCUUCGGGGCCAUGGGUCUCAGUUCAGCUAUGGGUAGCGACCUCAACCUUGAAGAGGCCGAGCCAGUUCUCAAGAAAGCGGUUGACCUUGGAUGUACCUUCUGGGAUACUGCCGUCGCCUAUAAGAAUGGCGGUAAUGAAAAGCUACUUGGCGACUUUAUUAAGAAGCAUGAUGUGCGCGAUAAGCUUUUUGUGGCGUCAAAGUGCGGAUUUGAUGUUUUUUCACCCACCAGAAGUGUUGUCAACUCGGCAGCUCACAUCAAAGAAUACAUCGAGGGGACGAUUGAAAGGCUUGGAUUUACUCCUGAUCUCUACUACCUCCAUCGAAUUGACCCCAAUACGCCACUUGAGGAGUCUAUUGGCGCUUUGGAUGAACUGCGCCGCGCAGGGAAGACCAGAUAUAUUGGUCUAUCUGAGUGCUCUGCUGCUACUUUGCGCAAAGCCAUGUCGAUCGCGAAGAUUGAUGCGGUCCAGGCUGAAUACUCGGCUUUUGAGACAGUGCAUGAAACGAACGGUCUCAUCGAUACAUGCAAGGAGCUAGGUGUAGCGUUUGUCGCAUUCAGCCCCUUGGGACAUGGCUGGCUUGUUGAUAACUUUGACUAUAAGUCUCCUGAUGACUUUGCACCUAAUGACUUCCGCCGAACAGUUCCCAAAUUUCAAGGUCAGAACUUCUACAAUAACAAGGCAAUUGUGGACGAGAUCAAGAAGCUAGCCUCACGAAAAGGCUGCACUGUUGCGCAGAUCGCACUAGCUUGGGUGGCGGCGCAGGGGCUGAUCAGCAUCCCCGGUACGACAAAAGCCUCACGCUUAGAAGAGAACUGGGAGUCUCGCAAGAUUGUCUUGACGGAUGACGAGAAGACGGAGAUGCGAAGAAUUGUGGAGAAUGCGAAGCCGGUUGGAGAGAGGUUUGCCGCCAGCAUGGCUCAUUUGGUGGGUAACUAG
This is a messenger RNA of Fusarium redolens, 987 nucleotides long. Its product is annotated as putative aldo-keto reductase. NCBI's taxonomy places the organism in Eukaryota, Fungi, Ascomycota, Sordariomycetes, Hypocreales, Nectriaceae. Gene Ontology annotation, cellular component: cytoplasm. The coding region runs from base 1 to 987 and encodes 328 amino acids. The transcript is spliced from 6 exons. The record is from RefSeq and is a predicted model, not a curated record.